Messenger RNA from Amorphotheca resinae ATCC 22711, 955 nucleotides. RefSeq lists its product as hypothetical. The transcript is spliced from 3 exons. NCBI's taxonomy places the organism in Eukaryota, Fungi, Ascomycota, Leotiomycetes, Helotiales, Amorphothecaceae. Gene Ontology annotation, cellular component: cytoplasm; Atg12-Atg5-Atg16 complex; phagophore assembly site membrane. Bases 46 to 786 code for a protein of 246 amino acids. The record is from RefSeq and is a predicted model, not a curated record. Gene Ontology annotation, biological process: autophagosome assembly; cellular response to nitrogen starvation; C-terminal protein lipidation.
CCCAGCCUUUCACUCCACCUUCACUUCAUCUCGGGAACCCACGCAAUGCAGUCCCAGAUCUGGGCAUCCACAAUCCCUCUCCAUAUCACCCAUCCUUCUUCCGACAUCCCGUACCUUAUCCAGGUUCCACGGCUCUCGUAUCUGCCCCUCCUCCUCCCCCGUCUGACCUCGUUCUUCGGGCCCUGCUCCAGCUUCUCCUACCAAGAUAUCCUCCUCAAGAACCUCCCCGUCGGGCUGCUCUUCGAUCUGUACCAACCAGAAUUACCAUGGCAUAUCACACUCGGCGAUGGUCCUCUCUUCGACAUACAUGAUACCUAUAUCAACAGCGUGAAAGAGGCUGAUUUCAUCCGGAAUGGAACCGCGAAGGGGAUAAUGUCGAUGUCGAAGGAGAACUCCACGCAGUUAUGGAACUCCGUACAGGAUAAUGACUUCAACACCUUCAACCGAAUCAAUAAGAUCCUCCUCAACCCCGCAACCCCGCUACGACACAUCCCGCUCCGAGUCUACAUCCCAUCCUCACCUACUGCCUCCGCUGAAGUCGGCUCCUUCAAGAUCGUCCAGACGUUGGUCCCGCCGAUGACUGCGAAUCGAGAGGUGCAGACUCUGGGCUCGGCCCUGAAUAGCAUACUGCCGUCUCUGUUUCCUAGCCGUAGGGAUGCGAUACUGGCGGAGCCUAUAUUGCAUGGGGCGCCGGUGCCGUUCAGGGCCCCGCUGGAGGAAAUCAUGCGAGAGGCGGCGUAUGCGGAUGGGUGGAUACAUUUGAGCAUAUCGAUGAUUGACGCAUAAUUACGAUUAAAACGACGGGUUUCUUUGGGCUAUAGAAAGAGGGUUCUAAUCCUAAGGUUUUGGAAAGGAUACCGUCAAUUCUGAAAUAAGGCUAUUCGUGGGUAUGGACUGGGCAUCACUUCUGAUAUGUCCACUAUUACAAAAUGCUAUUCUUCAAACUUGACGUUCC